Messenger RNA from Erinaceus europaeus (western European hedgehog), 2232 nucleotides. It is a transcript of the gene PPT1, whose product is annotated as palmitoyl-protein thioesterase 1. The record is from RefSeq and is a predicted model, not a curated record. Gene Ontology annotation, biological process: protein depalmitoylation; nervous system development; receptor-mediated endocytosis. Lineage: Eukaryota; Metazoa; Chordata; Mammalia; Eulipotyphla; Erinaceidae. Bases 7 to 927 code for a protein of 306 amino acids. Gene Ontology annotation, molecular function: palmitoyl-(protein) hydrolase activity. The transcript has 9 exons. Gene Ontology annotation, cellular component: lysosome.
GUCAAGAUGGCGUUGCCCAGCUGUUCCUGGCUCUUGGCUAUCGUUCUCCUACCUGGGUUCUGCGGUGCUCGUGUAUUUGGCCAUCGCGACCCGCCGGCCCCUCUGCCGUUGGUGUUAUGGCAUGGGAUGGGAGAUAGCUGUUGUAACCCCUUAAGCAUGGGUGCUAUUAAAAAGAUGGUUGAGAGUAAAAUACCUGGAAUCUACAUCUUAUCCUUAGAGAUUGGGAAGACUCUGAUGGAGGAUGUGGAGAACAGCUUCUUCAUGAAUGUCAAUUCCCAAGUAUCAGUAGUGUGCCAGAUUCUUGCAAAGGAUCCAGAAUUUCAGCAAGGCUACAAUGCUAUGGGAUUCUCCCAGGGUGGUCAGUUUCUGAGGGCAGUGGCUCAGAGAUGCCCAUCACCUCCCAUGGUCAAUCUGAUCUCAGUUGGGGGACAACAUCAAGGUGUUUUUGGGUUGCCCCGAUGCCCAGGAAAGAGUUCUCAUAUCUGUGACCUGAUCAGGAAAACACUGAAUACUGGGGCUUACAACAAAGCUAUUCAAGAACGCCUGGUGCAAGCAGAGUACUGGCAUGACCCUAUAAAGGAGGAUACAUACCGCAACCAUAGUAUCUUCUUGGCAGAUAUUAACCAGGAGAGGGUUUUCAACCAAUCCUACAAGAAAAACCUGAUGGCCCUGAAGAAGUUUGUGAUGGUGAAAUUCCUCAACGAUUCUGUUGUGGACCCUGUGGAAUCUGAGUGGUUUGGAUUUUAUAAAAGUGGCCAAGCCAAGGAAACCAUCCCCUUACAGGAGACCCAGCUAUACAAAGAGGACCUCCUGGGGCUAAAGGAAAUGGACAAAGCAGGAAAGCUAGUGUUUCUGGCUGUACAAGGGGACCAUCUUCAAGUGUCUGCAGAAUGGUUUUAUGCCCACAUUAUACCCUUUCUUAAGUGAAACCCUGGUAGUUUGUACUAGGGCUCAGGGAGCACAUAGCACUUCCAGUGGGAGACAGUUCCCUUCAUGUCUAAGCCUGAGCUCAGAUCCAGCUUGCAACUAAUCCUUUUCUUUCCUCCCAUUCUAAUCAUCUAACAUGUUCUGCUUGGAAAGAUACAAAUCUAAUCCUUCACUUCAUCUAUCAGCAUAUAGUGUUGAAUGCAACUUUAAUUACAAUUAGCUAAUAACCAUGGAGAUUGUUUUACAGUCCUUCGAUGUGGUUCAUCUAUCUUAGGAAAUAAAAGAGUCUGCUGUAGGUCAGUGCCAGAAGUGUGCCCAGACCUAGGAGAGACUGAACAAAUUCAAGUAGUAAGGCCAGUAAUAAGGGGACAACUUUCUCAGCAAGAGAAAGCCAAGAGGCAGCCAGUAUCCAGGCCUGCAGUAUUUACAUAAAUUUUUAAAUUUUGCUGGUAGAUUUAAAUAGCUCUUGGAGAAGAAUUGCUUGAAUGUUUCUGUGUAAUUCCUUAAGCCUCCCCAGGGUCCUGGAACUUGCCUUGAUAGCACUGUCUCUUCACACAGUGAUGAAUUAGUUCAGCCACAGGAGGGAAGUAGCACUCACUCAACUGGGUUGCUUAAAGGGGAAGUGUAUGUCUUACUUAACUUUGGGGUGAAGAAAAGUAUACAAGUAGAGAUGAAAAAUGAGGCUGCUGGUUCUUUCUCCUCCAUGCUGUUAACCUGUCUUUGCUUGGUAGGACUAGGGGAUUCAAGAGUCACUUUAUUGCUAAAGAUAGUGGUGUAUGGGAGGGAAACUGCGAAGAGAAGAGGCUAACUUAUACACACCUCCAGUUUUAUUAACUAGUACAUUCCAAGCAAUUAGUUUUAUGGUGUGUGUGUGUGUGUAACAGAAUUUUAAAGGACCUUUGAGAAUUUGUACCAUAUAGAAAACUACCCUGGGGAGGGUCGACAGCAUAAUGGUUAUGCAAAGACUUUCAUGUCUGAGACUCUGAAGUGUCAGGUUCAAUCCCCCACACAAGUUAAGGCUGAUAAAUGCUCUGGUAAUAACACACACACAACCAUUUUCCACACUGUGCUGUGUGAGAACAUGGACAUUUCAGCCCUUAUUCCUCCAUCCUGUGAAAACCUAUUAACACUUUGGGAGAAUGUUUUGUAGAAUGCCAUUUUGGGGGGAAUGAUUAGCUAUGCUUUGACAGGAGCAUCCUGUUAGAAAGUUUCCUUCAUCUCUCAAACUUUUUUUCAACUGAAAAAAUGAAAAUUAUGGGGGAAGUCAAAACAAUGUAACUGUCUAAAAUAAAGAGUAGUUUCUUA